AUGUUCCACCAAGUCCUUAUACCAAAAGACGAUAAAUGCGCACAGCCAAAUGUGCGUGAUGCCGCAGAUUAUGUCGAUGACUUCGUUGAUAGCUUCUGCUCGGAAGAGGAGGCCAUUUUUAUAUCCCAAGAGGUCCGAGCGAUUCAUAUGGAUGCUGGUUUUGGGCUUCGCAAUUUUACAUCCAAUGCAUCGAAAGUAGUUGACGCACUCAACGGUACUGAUGUCUCACGUCCAAUUGAUAAUAAAGAAGGUUUCGUUGGAGAGCGGGUACUUGGUUUGUUAUGGCAGUCAUCGUCAGAUUGUUUCGGUUUUAAAUUGAAAUUCCAUAAUGUUGGUGAAGCAGUUGUAAAUGGGGAAAGACCUCCCUCUAAAAGAGAACUCCUAAGCAUUGUUAUGUCGAUUUUCGACCCUCUAGGAUUUCUGAGCAACUUCGUCUAUGGCGACAAACUACUUAUGCGUGAGUUAUGGAAACACGACAUCCAGUGGAACGACCUGUUGCCAAACGACAUUAACGCUGUCUGGGAGAAGUGGCGUAAACAACUCCCAGAAGUUGUGAAAUACGCCAUACCUCGUUUUUGUUUUGGAAAUGGUGUACCUCAAAUACUUCAGCUCCACGUAUUUGUCGACGCUAGUGAAGAUGCCUUCGCCGCUGUUGCCUAUCUUCGAUCGCAAACUUCAUCGGGUAAAAUUGAUGUAACAUUCGUUUCUUCUAAGUCAAAAUGCGCGCCAAUGAAAACUCUUACCGUGCCACGGCUUGAACAUCAGACAGCUGUUUUAGGCACUCGUCUCAUGCAGUGCAUCCCCGAUGAACACAUUCUUGACAUCACAGACUGCAUUCUGUGGAGUGACUCAAAAACGGUUAUCAAAUGGAUUCGAAGAGAGCAACUUCGUUACAAGCCUUUCGUACAGCAUAGAAUAGCAGAGAUAUUGGCCACUACAAACGUUUCCAAUUGGAGAUGGCUGCCCACAAAGCUCAACGUAGCCGACGAAGCUACUCGUAUAAAUGAUUGCAUCAAUUUUAGUCCAGUGACGCGUUGGUCACGUGGUCCCCCAUUCUUACAGCAGGAUGAGCAAUCUUGGCUCUCUGAAGAUGUCAUAGUCUUUGGAAAUGAUGAACCUGAUGAAGAACUACAGUCUAAAUUUGCCUUACUCAUCAUUG
Bactrocera oleae (olive fruit fly) is the source of this 1159-nucleotide messenger RNA. RefSeq lists its product as uncharacterized. The record is from RefSeq and is a predicted model, not a curated record. Lineage: Eukaryota; Metazoa; Arthropoda; Insecta; Diptera; Tephritidae.